AGGCAGGAGAAUGGUGUGAACCCAGGAGGUGGAGCUUGCAGUGAGCCAAGAUCAAGCCACUGCACUCCAGCCUGGGCAACAGAAUGAGACUCUGUCUCAAAAAACAAAACAAAACAAAACAACCAUAAUUCUUCCUGUUCCACAUUGAAUUUCAAAUGCAGCAGGUAUAUAUGAAGCAACUACCAUGGGUGAGCUAUUCGGAGAGAACCAGGACAUAGUCUUGUCUGCCAAGAAUUUAGAGCCUAGGUAGAAGAAAGGAGAUGCUUACUCACGUAUUUUAUAUCUGUAACAUAAGGUAGAGCAUCUGGUCAGUCUAGUAUAUCUGUCCUGAUUGCUCAAGGGAACAAAUCACCUUUCCAGACAUUCAGGAUUGUCUGAGAAUCCUUUUUGGCAAAAACGUUCGCUUGUUUUCUGUUACUCUUUCAUCCUGCUGCUACUUUUGUUCUAGAGGUCGGGCUGAUGAAGGGAGGAUGGUACAAAGGUAGCAGCGACAGGGGUCAGCAGUCCACAGAUUGCACACUUGUCCCUUAGGUAAUGAGAGUUAACUGUACGUCUGCAGGUUAAUUCUUAAGGUAAAUAAAUACCUGAUGAAAACUUGUAGAAUUUAUUUCUGAAUUUUAGUAGUGACCUGGAUAUUUAAAGCACUAUUUACCUUUUUUUUCCAGAAUUAUUUUAAUAGUAUUAGUUACAUUUAUGUAGUGCUAUCUAUGUGUUGGAUGAUUUUCUAAAUGCGUUAUUUAAUCCUUAUGUCAACUGUGAGGUAAGUACUAUUGUAUCCCCAUUUUACUCACAAGAAAACUAAGGUUAAUUGACUUUUCUAGAGUUACAUAAUAAAGGAGACAUAAAGUUGAGAUUUGAAUCCAGGCAGCCUGGCUCCAGAGUCCAUGCUCUUAACCAAUAAGCUGUGUUGCAAAAGAAUGUGAGCAGCAUAUGGCAAAAUAGGAUUUUUGGUUUUUCUGAUGGGAGAUGAAGAACAUAUCCUCUGCCUCUUGUGUCUUGCCACAACUAGGUGGCAUAGCUAUCUCUGCUAUAGGAAAUACUUGGAAAUAAAACAUAUCCAUAGGAAUCCCUGCCCCUAUCUUCCUCCUUGCUUGGUGUCCUCUCUGUGAUGGUCACAGAGCAGUUUUGCAUGUGACAUUUACUGUCCAGUGCUUGGCUCUGCAGAGAAGAUGGGAUUGACCUAGUGCUGGGUGGGAAGUGUGUUUUCAGCCUGUUUCAUCCAGUAUUGUGAAGCAUGUGUUUGUUUUUUGUUUUCAGUGUGAUAGUUUUAUUUAAGAAAUGUUAAUAGAAAUAAUUUUCAAACAUCCAUUAACUAAAAAAAUAAGGUGGUAUAAUAAAACUUUAUUUUUUGUUUCUAUAUGUAUACAGCUGCCCUGAAUAUAUUCCACUCUUGUGCAAGCGUAAUUGCUUCUGGGCAUUUCCUGCUAAAAACAGUAACAUAAUUUUGACUUCUGUUUAUUUCUAGGAACCCUGAGGACUCUGCAAUAUGAAUAAUUCCUUAGAGAACACCAUCUCCUUUGAAGAGUACAUCCGAGUAAAGGCACGGUCUGUCCCGCAACACAGGAUGAAGGAAUUUCUGGACUCACUGGCCUCUAAGGGGCCAGAAGCCCUUCAGGAGUUCCAGCAGACAGCCACCACUACCAUGGUGUACCAACAGGGUGGGAACUGCAUCUACACAGACAGCACUGAAGUGGCUGGGUCUUUGCUUGAACUUGCCUGUCCAGUCACCACCAGUGUUCAGCCACAAACCCAGCAAGAACAGCAGAUCCAGGUUCAGCAGCCGCAGCAGGUUCAGGUCCAGGUGCAGGUACAGCAGUCUCCACAACAGGUCUCGGCUCAGCAGCUCUCCCCACAACUCACCGUUCACCAGCCUACUGAGCAACCCAUCCAGGUCCAGGUGCAGAUCCAAGGCCAGGCACCACAGUCAGCAGCCCCCUCCAUUCAGACCCCGUCUCUGCAGAGUCCCAGUCCCUCGCAGCUGCAAGCAGCUCAGAUCCAGGUGCAGCACGUGCAAGCGGCCCAGCAGAUCCAGGCUGCAGAAAUCCCGGAGGAGCACAUCCCACAUCAGCAAAUCCAGGCUCAGCUGGUGGCUGGCCAGUCUCUUGCUGGUGGUCAGCAGAUCCAAAUCCAGACCGUGGGUGCCCUUUCCCCACCACCAUCCCAGCAGGGCUCACCCCGGGAAGGGGAGCGGCGGGUUGGCACGGCCAGUGUCCUCCAGCCAGUGAAGAAGCGCAAAGUGGACAUGCCCAUCACUGUGUCCUACGCCAUCUCAGGGCAGCCGGUGGCCACCGUGCUGGCCAUUCCACAGGGCCAGCAGCAGAGUUAUGUGUCUUUGAGGCCAGACUUACUGACAGUAGACAGUGCCCACCUGUACAGUGCCACUGGGACCAUUACUAGCCCUACAGGAGAAACCUGGACCAUCCCUGUUUAUUCUGCCCAGCCCCGGGGGGACCCUCAGCAGCAGAGCAUUACCCACAUUGCCAUUCCCCAGGAAGCCUACAACGCAGUUCACGUCAGUGGCUCACCCACGGCCCUGGCAGCUGUUAAGCUGGAGGAUGACAAGGAGAAGAUGGUGGGCACCACAUCUGUAGUGAAAAACUCCCAUGAAGAGGUAGUGCAGACCCUUGCAAACUCUCUCUUUCCAGCACAGUUCAUGAAUGGCAACAUCCACAUUCCAGUGGCUGUGCAGGCUGUGGCAGGCACGUACCAGAAUACGGCUCAAACUGUCCAUAUAUGGGACCCCCAACAGCAGCCACAGCAGCAAACUCCCCAGGAGCAGACGCCACCACCACAGCAGCAGCAGCAGCAACUCCAAGUUACUUGUUCAGCUCAAACUGUCCAGGUUGCUGAAGUUGAACCACAGUCACAGCCACAGCCUUCCCCAGAACUUCUGCUUCCAAAUUCUUUGAAGCCAGAAGAAGGGCUUGAAGUAUGGAAAAACUGGGCCCAGACCAAGAAUGCUGAACUGGAGAAGGAUGCUCAGAACAGAUUGGCACCCAUUGGGAGGCGCCAACUGCUGCGAUUCCAGGAAGAUCUCAUCUCCUCUGCUGUGGCAGAGUUGAAUUAUGGGCUCUGUCUAAUGACACGGGAAGCUCGAAAUGGAGAAGGUGAACCCUAUGACCCAGAUGUGCUCUACUAUAUUUUCCUGUGUAUUCAAAAGUAUCUUUUUGAAAAUGGAAGGGUAGAUGACAUUUUCUCCGAUCUUUAUUAUGUUCGGUUCACGGAGUGGCUACAUGAAGUUCUGAAGGAUGUUCAGCCCCGGGUCACUCCACUUGGCUAUGUCUUGCCCAGCCACGUGACUGAGGAGAUGCUAUGGGAGUGCAAGCAGCUUGGGGCUCACUCCCCCUCCACCUUGCUGACCACCCUCAUGUUCUUUAAUACCAAGUACUUCCUAUUGAAGACGGUGGACCAGCACAUGAAGCUGGCCUUCUCCAAGGUAUUGCGACAGACAAAGAAGAACCCCUCUAAUCCCAAGGAUAAAAGCACGAGUAUCCGGUACUUGAAGGCCCUUGGAAUACACCAGACUGGCCAGAAAGUUACAGAUGACAUGUAUGCAGAACAGACGGAAAAUCCAGAGAAUCCAUUGAGAUGUCCCAUCAAGCUCUAUGAUUUCUACCUCUUCAAAUGCCCCCAGAGUGUGAAAGGCCGGAAUGACACCUUUUACCUGACACCUGAGCCGGUGGUGGCCCCCAACAGCCCAAUCUGGUACUCAGUCCAGCCUAUCAGCAGAGAGCAGAUGGGACAAAUGCUGACCCGGAUCCUGGUGAUAAGAGAAAUUCAGGAGGCCAUCGCAGUGGCCAAUGCAAGCACUAUGCACUGAGAUGCCUUGGCCAUGGCGCAAGAGAAACCAGCCAGGAAAAACCAGACAGACUUUCACACUAAAGAAGAGGCCUCCAUUUUUUCUUUUUUCUUUUUUUUAUGGUGUAGUUACGAAGCCUUUCAGGCUGCUUCUGUUUAAAAUAUAAAAGAAAACUUUGCCCCCUUUGCAUCUUCAUAAACCUGCUGCGGCAGACUCCUCAGCCGAUGGUGGCUCUGGGUUUCCUUGAGUGUCAUAUGUCCUAGAAAGUUGCUGGCUGACUCUUUUUUGUCUGGGGCCUGGGGAAAGGGCUUGGACUGUGAAUAGAAAUGUGGCCCCUUUCCAUCUUCAAGAGAGAUGGAAUUAAUGAUGGAUGGACCCUGCAGGGAAUCUCCCCGGCCGACUUCCACUGGGCUGACAGACUUUGCUGACCACAGGGGAACGAUGUUCUUUUCUUUCUUCAUGCUCAGACAUAAACUUAGCAUCUUAAUGGAAGAAAAAUGAGGGGGACUUCAAUUAUGAUUUAUUAAAGACAAUUUCUAUUACACCCUCCUUUAUGACAAGUGACAUUUUAGAUGUAAAAGUAAAAACUUUACCAUGCCUUUUUUUUUUUUUUUUUUUUUGGCCUAACAUUGAGGCCUUAAAACCUGAGGCUCCUGUGCCUGAUGGAAUUCUUGUAACAUACACUUGUGUAUCAUAUAAAGAUACCACUCUGUUUCUCUUAUGUAUUCUUACUCUAGUUGUUUAUUAAGAAUGACAAGCACGUCUUUUCAACA
Molecule: messenger RNA, 4572 nt
Organism: Nomascus leucogenys (northern white-cheeked gibbon)
Lineage: Eukaryota; Metazoa; Chordata; Mammalia; Primates; Hylobatidae
Gene: QRICH1
Product: glutamine rich 1
Exons: 9
Coding region: 1487-3820 (777 amino acids)
Source: RefSeq, a predicted model, not a curated record